Messenger RNA from Paramecium sonneborni, 2016 nucleotides. The record is from the annotation of a GenBank genome assembly. Lineage: Eukaryota; Ciliophora; Oligohymenophorea; Peniculida; Parameciidae.
GUCAAUGAUAGGGAAUAUAAAAAUGAAAUAAUAGAAUCAUAAUAAUUGGAUUUAAUACAAUUAUUAUUUUUUUUGACUAUUUCAAACAAAAUCCAUCAUCUGAUUUUAUUGAUAAUAUAAAUUACUUUACUUAAUGGGUUGUGGUAGUAGCGCAGGAGCAGUAAUUGAAUAAAAUAGAGCACCUGGUUUCAAAGGGCCAGUUUUUUUGACAAUAAAGCAUGCUUUAUUAGAAAGGGAUGUAAGAUUCAUAGGAGUUAUGGAUCCUUAUAUUAAAUUGCUUAUGGGAAGACAAGAGUUUAAGACCCCAGUAAUAAAAGAGGGAGGAAAACAUCCGUACAUAUAUAUUUUGUGAUUAUUUUUUAAUUAGAAAAUGGGAAGGUUGCACACACACAUUUUAAAAAUUACUUGGAGAACCAGAUGUAAUAAUAGGGUAAGUAUGGUGUGAAAAUACAAUAACUUCAGACAUUCUUAUUGGUGAGGGAGCAUUUUCUUUGACUUCUAUAAGAAAAGGAAAUGCUGAACCUAAGAGAAUUUCAUUUUUACUAUUUCAUCAUGGUGAAAAAGCAGGUGAAAUUCAUUUAGAAGCAACUUUUACACUUGAUCCAAGCGGAAAAGAAUUACCAGAAAUAAAGGCUCCAGAUACUGAAGGAAAAUUCAUUGUUAAACCAAAAUUUGGAAGAUUAAAGAAGAAUACAAAUUUAUUAUUAAAGAUGGAUCCAUUUUUAACUAUUCAUUUUGGUAAUGAAACAAUGAAUACUUCUGUUGAUGCAGCUGGACAUACUACACCUAAAUGGAGUGAUGAAAUAAUAUUUACUAGAGAAACAAAUGAAGAUACUUUAUAUAUUGAAGUUUGGGCUGAAUCUUUAAUAGGAUGGAAUGAUUUCUUAGGAUGUGGUAAAUUAAUCAAAUUUAUUAAAUAGGUUAUGCUUCUAUAACUGAUGCAUUAACACUAAAAGAAAACUAAUUAUAAACAGUUACAUUAUUUUAUGAUGGUGCUAAUGUAGGAGAAGUAGAGAUAGAAUGUACAUUUAAGACAGCAAAACCAUAAGAUUAUUUGUAGAAAGAUAAAUCAUCAAAAGAAGCAACUUCAAAAGAAUCAUUUUAAUAAUAACUUUAAUCAUAUUAAUAACCAUAAUAAUAAUAAUAAUAAUAGUAAUAAUAAUAAUAAUAAUAAGUAUUUCCAUAAUAAUUGAAUUAAUUUGUUUAAAAUUAUGAAGUCAGAUAUUAAAAUAGCUAUGGAUAAUAACCAAUGAAUGGUAGAGUAGAUUUCACAUAUCCAAAUGGUGAUCAAUAUUCUGGAGACAUGAUGAAUAAUUUAAAACAUGGAUAAGGUAGAAUAUAAUUUAGUUAUGGUGGAUAUUAUGAAGGUUAAUGGGCUAAUGAUUAAUAUAAUGGAAUGGGAGUGUUAGUAGUAGGGGAUUCAAGAUAUGAAGGUUAAUUUAUAAAUGGAAAGAAAAAUGGAUAAGGAAAGUAAGUUUGGAAUAAUAGAUAAUAAUAUGAUGGAUAAUGGGUUGAUAAUAAUAUGCAUGGAAAUGGGUAAUUAAUAUUUAAAUAUUAAGUGAAUGGACAUUUGUGAAUGGAGGAAAAAAGAAGGGUGUCUGGGCUCAUGGAAAUAGAUUAAGAUGGUUAGAUGAUGAUUAGAAUAUAGUUUAAGCAGGAAAAACUAUGACUUCAGGUUUUAUGUUAACUAGUCCAAAUUAAUAAUUUACGUUAUCAUUCUUCCAUGAUGGUAGAUUAUACAUCUUCCAUAAUUAAACUAGAUAACCAGUCUUUUCUGUAUUUUAUAUAAUUAUCAUAAAAUAGGCUGUUAAUUUCAAUAGGUAACCUAUCCCUCCUGUUUGGUUAAAAUUUGAUCCUUCAGGAGAGUUAUAAAUGAUUGAUGCCAAAGGUGUACCAUAUUGGGUUUCUGGCUAAAACUUUGGAAUGUUUGCACCUCCAUUUGUAUUGGUUUUGUAAGAUGAUGGUAGACUUGUAAUCUAAGAUGCUAAUGGAUAACCUAAAUGGUGUUCACAUUGA